Molecule: messenger RNA, 1222 nt
Organism: Drosophila ananassae
Lineage: Eukaryota; Metazoa; Arthropoda; Insecta; Diptera; Drosophilidae
Gene: CNPYb
Product: protein canopy 4
Exons: 2
Coding region: 92-754 (220 amino acids)
Cellular component (GO): endomembrane system
Molecular function (GO): signaling receptor binding
Source: RefSeq, a predicted model, not a curated record
GAAAUAUCCCUCCAUGGUGAACUGAUCGUGACAAAGCAUUGGGAAGCGAGGCUCCAUGGCUCCAGUCCGGAAAUAGUAUCCCAACGUUUUGAUGGUGGCCUCCAAAUAUCCGUGGGAGCAAAGCCAAACGCCCGGGCAGCUUGUUGCUGGAGAUUCCCCAGAAGAGGAGCAGGGCGUUCGGUAUGCCAACCGCUGCGAAGCCUGCAAAAUUCUAUCUGCCGAACUGGAAGCUCGUCUUGGGGAAACCGGGAAGUCGCACGAUGUCAUUGAAAUAGGGUACUCCGUGGACGAUGUGCGACCCAAGAAGCGCACCGAGUACCGGAGGAGUGAGCUACGCCUGUUGGAGUCCCUGGAGAACGUGUGCGAGCGGGUUCUGGAGUACAAUCUUCACAAGGAACGGACAGACAGCACGAGAUUCGCUAAAGGAAUGUCGCAGACCUUCCAAACUCUCCAUGGCCUGGUGGACAAGGGCGUGAAAGUCGACUUGGGCAUCCCAUACGAGCUGUGGGACAAGCCUCCCGUGGAGGUCACCCAGAUGAAGACCCAGUGCGAGAAUAUGCUGGAGGAGUACGAGGAAACCAUCAGCGAUUGGUACUUCAAGCUGCAGGAUAAGAAGUCCUUGCAGAAGCAUCUCUGCGAGGACCAUGUCCUCAGGCUAAAAGAGGAAAGGGAAUGCCUCAAGGAGCAGCUGCCGCCUGCAGGGACUAAGAAAUCGAAGAAAGAUAAGCUCAAAGGCGACAAGGAGGAGCUGUGAAGCGUCUAAAAUGAACAAAAGUCAUUUCAAAACUCAUUUUUAGGUCUCAUUGUUUUAGGAAAAGCUAAAAGUUUCAACUAGAUUAAGUAUACUCACUCUGUCUCCCGAUUAUUUGUAAACCUUCCACCUCGGCUGAGCCUCGAAAUGUUACUGAAACUUUGGUGUUGGCUGUGUUGGCUUAUUGAUUUGGCCCGAAUCGGGGUCGACAAUUAAAAGUUGACUGCCCGAAAUGAGGUGGUUGGACAUUACCUCCAACCUUUCAGAUAGUUGCCUUAGUAUUUACACAACUUGGAGAUUAUAUUGCAUUUUUUGGGCAGCCAUAUACGAGUUUUCCAUAUACGAGAGUAAUAAUUUUUAAUGCCAUUGUUCUCCUAAUAAAAUAAACACCCCUGUUUUUAUGGUCUGUUUAUAAUAAAUACGUUUCGUAUAUUUAAAAGUAAAAAAUAUUAUAAUCGUAAAUGGAUUAUC